This is a messenger RNA of Nematolebias whitei (Rio pearlfish), 1194 nucleotides long. RefSeq names its product DIS3-like exonuclease 2. Gene Ontology annotation, biological process: mRNA catabolic process; miRNA catabolic process. Gene Ontology annotation, molecular function: 3'-5'-RNA exonuclease activity. The record is from RefSeq and is a predicted model, not a curated record. Gene Ontology annotation, cellular component: P-body; exosome (RNase complex). NCBI's taxonomy places the organism in Eukaryota, Metazoa, Chordata, Actinopteri, Cyprinodontiformes, Rivulidae.
GCACGUUUGUCUGUGGUGUGGUUGCAGUCGCACUCAUUGAUAUGUAUGUCUAUGGUCGCACUUUUGGUUGUCAGCGUCAAUAAGCUUGAUAUUUCUUACGUCGCAGUGAAAAAGAAAAAGAACCUUUAAGGAUUGCUUCAUGGAUUCCCCUCAUCAGUCCAAGAAUGCUAACUUGAAUCGAGAGUCCAAACGAAACCAGAACCAGUCGAGCACCCCACCACAAAAAGAUGCAUAUGCCACACUCCUCAGCCAGCACCGCAGCAUAAAGGAGAGGAGAGUUCGUUGUCUUUAUACAUGGAGAAAUUAAGCGCCUGCGGUGCUCAGCAGGAGUGUGAAAGGAAGCAAGGUAUGUCUGAACUGCAACGACGAGGACAGAGACGGGACACUGCCACUAGCCAGGAUGGAGAUAUUGAAUCUGGAGAAGAGAUCGGUCCUUCGAAAUCGAGCGGUGCAAAGAAAAAUCAGAAACAACAAAGGAAGAAAGAGGUUUCUAACAGAACUGAUGCCUCCAAAGAGCCUGAAUCACUUUUUGGGGUGUCCCAGUCCCAGAUAAAAGCUAGUACAAAAGCACAGGAGCAAGAGAAGAUGGAGAAAUCAAAUAAUGAAGCAGAGAACCUUGAGGAAGGGAAAUUCAAAUUACAUUAUGGGGCUGAUCCUCAGACAUCAAAGCCCAAACCCCCUCACAAUAAAGACAAGAAAUUUCAGCCUCCUACAGCUCCGAAACCAAAUUCUUCUGCUGACAAGAAUAAAAACAAAGGUGCCAAGAAAACAAAGAAACAGGUGUUUGAAUCCUACAUGAGCUUUGAGGAGGUUUCCCAGGGCCUCAAAAGAGGAGAGCUCCUUCAGGGACAAAUAAGAGUCAAUCCUAAGAAGUUCACUGAAGCUUUCAUCCCCUCUCCUGAUGACGCACACGACAUCUACCUGGAUGGCAUUGUUGCCCGCAACAGAGCGUUUAAUGGAGACAUAGUGGUGGUGCAAAUACUCCCUCGGGAGCAGUGGAAGGUUGUCAAGUCUGACACUGACUGCGAAGGUGCAAGUGAGUCAGGGACCCAGACGGAGCGCCGACAGCCAACAGCUCAGAAGAAGAUCAGUCAUGGUGUUGCUGUAGAGGACCAGUCCAGUGAAGUGGAUGAACUCAUCAGCAAAUAUCAGAACAUGUCAAUCAGUGAUCCAGGUACUGAAACUGUAAUCUAA